This is a messenger RNA of Falco peregrinus (peregrine falcon), 2380 nucleotides long. RefSeq names its product guanylate cyclase activator 1A (gene GUCA1A). NCBI's taxonomy places the organism in Eukaryota, Metazoa, Chordata, Aves, Falconiformes, Falconidae. The record is from RefSeq and is a predicted model, not a curated record. Gene Ontology annotation, cellular component: photoreceptor inner segment; cone photoreceptor outer segment. The transcript has 4 exons. Gene Ontology annotation, biological process: positive regulation of guanylate cyclase activity; visual perception. Gene Ontology annotation, molecular function: calcium sensitive guanylate cyclase activator activity; calcium ion binding. Bases 241 to 840 code for a protein of 199 amino acids.
CAAGGAGGGUCCUGUGCUUUUGGGUUUUCCUGGGGAGAGGUGUCUUCUUCAUCCAUCACCACCACCACUGAAGUGGUACAGCCCACGUGCCAAGCAGUCUGGUUUUUCCCCAUACUGUCAUCCCUGCAGUGCUUAGGGACAUUUGGACUUUAAAGGCAAGAAGCAGAAUUUAAAAGCAAGCCGUUGACUUUCAGAAAACAUCCAUUUUUGGCUGCAAAGUGACCAGCACUUGGUGUGGAGAUGGGGAACAUGGACGGGAAAGCCGUGGAGGAGCUGAGCACUACCGAGUGCCACCAGUGGUACAAGAAGUUCAUGACGGAGUGUCCGUCUGGCCAGCUCACCCUGUAUGAGUUCAAACAGUUUUUUGGCUUGAAGAACCUGAGUCCAUCAGCGAACAAAUACGUUGAGCAAAUGUUUGAGACAUUUGACUUUAACAAGGAUGGCUACAUAGAUUUUAUGGAGUACGUGGCAGCUCUGAGUCUGGUCCUGAAAGGGAAGGUGGAUCAGAAGCUGCGGUGGUAUUUCAAGCUCUACGAUGUGGACGGGAACGGCUGCAUUGACCGGGGAGAAUUGCUGAACAUCUUCAAAGCUAUUCGAGCUAUCAACCAGUGCAAUGAAACGAUGACAGCUGAGGAAUUCACAAACAUGGUGUUCGACAAAAUUGAUAUAAACGGAGACGGCGAGCUCUCCCUGGAGGAGUUCAUGGAGGGCGUGCAAAAGGACGAAGUGCUGCUCGAGAUCCUCACCCGCAGCCUGGACCUGACACACAUCGUCCAGUUGAUCCAGAACGACGGGAAGAACCCGCACGAGCUGGAGCAGGCAGCGGAGCCUGCCCAGUAGGCUCCCAGGAUGCUUCCCUGCAUCUCUACCUUUCCCCCCUCACAUUACUCAAACAACUCGGGUUGCGGUGGUGGCAGCCGGUGAGCUGUCCCAGCACCAGUGUGACCGCGGUAGAUUCCCCCGCUAGCACAGGGACCAGGAUCUGCUCCGAAGGCGCUGCUGCCCUGGCAGAUGGUGUGGGGAGCCUGGGGCCCACUGGGACUGCCUGGCCCAGCCUGGCCCCGCUGCGCCAGCCGGUGAGGGGAAGGCUGCUGUGCGGAGAGGGUGCUGUGACAGCUGCUCGUCACGCUGGAAGCCCACAGCCACCCCUGGGCUGCCAACGGGGCCCUUUGCUGGCCUGGGUGCUCUGGAUAUUGCUGCUGAGCGGGGGUAGAGUCUCAUCCCCCCUGGGAAGGGGGAGCGGCACCAGGCGAUGCAGUUAGAUAACGCACCAAGGGAACCUCAAAUUUCACACCAAGGCAGUGGCCAACACCAGCGUCUGUGGGGGACGAACCGCAGGGCUGCCUGGCACCUGGCCCCGGUGAGAAGGGAUCCCCAAAGGACCUCAACAGCAGACCUGAACCUUCUCUUCCCAUAUAUAUUUCCAGAGCACAAGAUCAGCGGUUUUGGUCAUUCCGUCUUUGAUUUGUUAUUCUGUUAGCAAUUGUUAGGGAUAAUUAAGGUAAAAACAUCUAUGAGCUAGAAAAAGGGGAGUGGUGAAUGCAGUGGAUUUUCUUUGUUUAAAAGCAUUCAAAACAUAGAAUGGUGCCUUUUUAUAACAACCAUCUGAACUUCAGGGGCAUGUUUCUCCUUGAAAUAUCUGGAAGGGCUGCAAUGGCAGUAACCUGAGAGGGAAAAGUUUUGAUGUUUGUAGGAAUAUUCCUGCAUGUCUUAUCACCUCUAUGACAAACUUAAACUCUCCUGUCAGUAACACUCUGUGGCACGCUCGAGCAUCAGGUGGUUUUAAGGGCAGCAGCAGCAGCAAAUCACCUGCAUGGAGUUCAGAGGGGUGCGCUGCUGGAGACGGGCUAGGCACAGUGUCCGUGCCACGAGUGGCCACAAGUACCUGAGUAUUCCUGAGCAGGCAACGGGUACCAUCACCCCCACAGCACAGUGGGCUCAAGUACCAUCCCCUGUGGAAUUAAACCCAGUCACCUCUUAAUACAGCAUCCUGGGCACAGCAAUCUCACCUGCUGGUGCCACGAGCAGGGGCCGUGCCCAGGAGGCAGCAUACGCACAAGGGAGGCUGCGGCAGCAGUAGCCUUGCCCCCCCCCCCCCCCCUCUGUUCCCGCACCCAGCGGGGGCUGUGCCUCAGCUGCUCCUGGAGAGGAGGUUCCUCAUCUGAUGGGAGCAAGUUUCAGGUGCAGUGAGGCAAUACAGGACACCAGGAAGGAUUUCUUGUCCAGCUGAAAGACUUGUUACUUAGCACUGAAUACUUGCAAUGCAUAAGCAACUUUCUGACCAUCUUUCCUGUGCAUCUUUUUAAUUUUUUGUGUUUUACCUGGAAGCUUUUGUACUUCCAGUGUUAUAGUGAACUAAUAAAGGUAUUUUACAACAUUA